Molecule: messenger RNA, 750 nt
Organism: Phanerochaete carnosa HHB-10118-sp
Lineage: Eukaryota; Fungi; Basidiomycota; Agaricomycetes; Polyporales; Phanerochaetaceae
Exons: 4
Coding region: 1-750 (249 amino acids)
Molecular function (GO): protein binding
Source: RefSeq, a predicted model, not a curated record
AUGGAUGGUCUCCCCGUUCAGCGUCUCGGGAUCCCCAGCCCUCCGCUCUCGACAGGCACGUUAAAUGUUCACGGGUAUCCUCCGAACGCCACCACCGCUGUCGGAUUCUCCACCGAUGAUCUAUACCUGGUUUCUGGAUCUGCAGACGCAGCUGUAGUCGUCUGGGAUGUCCAGUCCGGCGAACGUGUUUUUGCCAUUGGUGGUCAAGGCGCUCAGGUGGGUGACGUGAAGUCCACUCUGGACGGCUCGCGCAUCGUCAGCGCUUCUGACCACGGCUCAGCCAAGGGUUGGGACGCUAGGUUGGGGUGGCCAAUCUGCACGUAUGCUCUCGGAGCAUUUGUACAACUUGCCGCCUUUGAGACCGCCACUGGCGCGAUAUUGGACGCCAAAUUCUUCCCGGACGGCGAGCGAACUAUGGUUUUGGACAACUACCGCGCUGCGCUUGUAUACCGCGCGGGUACCCGGGAGGAGCUCAUCGAGCCGCAUGGACACGGAGACCGAAUUAAGCCCCGUGCCUUUGCGCCAGACGGGAUCGAGACCAUCGCCUCGCGCGGAACCGCGAUAUCAUACUCACCAAAUGGGGCGUUACUCGCUGCUGCCGGUCGUGAUGGUGAGGUAGUGGUCUGGGAUGCUUGGACGGGGCAGUUCGCUAUCGAGUUCAAAACGUCGGUCCGCCACCUUUCUGGACAAGAGGAGCCGUUGUCACUGUGGAACGUUAGUGAUGUUUUACAUGCGCGUUCAGGGGGCUAG